Messenger RNA from Moneuplotes crassus, 776 nucleotides. NCBI's taxonomy places the organism in Eukaryota, Ciliophora, Spirotrichea, Euplotida, Euplotidae. The record is from the annotation of a GenBank genome assembly.
AGAUGUAUAAAGUUAACAAGAUCUUAUUCUGUGGAGGUUCAGGAUAUGUAGGAAACUACAUAAUGAAGCUAAGUGCACAGCAAUAUCCAAACGUCACUCAUUAUGUAAUGAGUCGCAGAGGAACACUCAGAAAGGGAGAUUCUAUAACAAAUAAUUUGACAAAUGCAGUGCCCCUCAAAGCAGAUUGCCAAGAUAUAGAGACAUAUCCAAGAGAGCUAGAGCAAUGUAAUAGCAUUGUCCAUACGGUCGGAACACUUAUUGAAGGGAAAAAGCCAGGAACAUCAUAUAAGGAAAUGAAUACUGACUCUGUUGUUAAAAUUGCUACUAAAUUUAAUGAAUAUGCAAAAAGGCAAGAAGUAAAGAAGAAUUUCGUCUUUAUUUCAUCUGAAAAAGCUCCCCCUUUCCUCUCAGACUAUAUUACAACUAAGAGAGAUGCUGAAGAUUUCCUUCUAAAUGAAUGAAAACAUCUGAAUGUUCAUAUCUUAAGGCCAGGAUUCGUAGUACAGCCGCAAGAUAGGACUUGGUCACCAAUGGUGGGAUGCUUGGUCAAUAUUGCAGCAAAUAUUAAUGAAGGAAUAGUUCAAAAAACCCCACUAGGAAAGCCCCUUGAUUUCCUAUUUCCAACUCAUGCUACCAAGCUAGAAACAAUAGCAGAUGUUGCUAUCGAAGGAGCUCAUGGGCACAUUGAGCCAAAAAUAUGGACAAAUUACAUGCUUCAAAAUUACCAAGCAUCUGAGAAAUAGAGCCAUUAAUUACGGAUUUCAAUAUUUUUAUAU